This is a messenger RNA of Neogale vison (American mink), 1674 nucleotides long. It is a transcript of the gene ING4, whose product is annotated as inhibitor of growth family member 4. Gene Ontology annotation, cellular component: nucleus. The record is from RefSeq and is a predicted model, not a curated record. NCBI's taxonomy places the organism in Eukaryota, Metazoa, Chordata, Mammalia, Carnivora, Mustelidae. The transcript has 8 exons. Gene Ontology annotation, biological process: positive regulation of apoptotic process; regulation of DNA-templated transcription. The coding region runs from base 27 to 776 and encodes 249 amino acids.
CGGAAGUUGCUUUGUUUUGCUUCAAGAUGGCUGCGGGGAUGUAUUUGGAACAUUAUCUGGACAGUAUCGAAAACCUCCCCUUCGAACUGCAGAGAAACUUUCAGCUCAUGAGGGACCUGGACCAAAGAACAGAGGACCUGAAGGCUGAAAUUGACAAGUUGGCCACUGAGUAUAUGAAUAGCGCCCGCAGCCUGAGCUCCGAGGAAAAAUUGGCCCUCCUCAAACAGAUCCAGGAAGCCUAUGGCAAGUGCAAGGAAUUUGGUGACGACAAGGUGCAGCUUGCCAUGCAGACCUAUGAGAUGGUGGACAAACACAUUCGGCGACUGGACACAGACCUGGCCCGUUUUGAGGCUGAUUUGAAGGAGAAGCAGAUUGAGUCCAGUGACUAUGACAGCUCUUCUAGCAAAGGCAAAAAGAAAGGCCGGACUCAAAAGGAGAAGAAAGCUGCCCGUGCUCGUUCCAAAGGAAAAAACUCAGAUGAAGAAGCUCCCAAAGCUGCCCAGAAGAAGUUGAAACUUGUGCGCACAAGUCCUGAGUAUGGGAUGCCCUCAGUGACCUUUGGCAGUGUCCACCCCUCUGAUGUGUUGGAUAUGCCUGUGGAUCCCAACGAACCCACCUAUUGCCUUUGUCACCAGGUCUCCUAUGGAGAGAUGAUUGGCUGUGACAACCCUGAUUGUUCCAUUGAGUGGUUCCACUUUGCCUGUGUGGGGCUGACGACCAAGCCUCGGGGGAAGUGGUUCUGCCCACGCUGCUCCCAGGAACGCAAGAAGAAAUAGAUAGGGGCGAUGGAUUCCCACGGUUUCUUCCACAUCCCUGGACCCAGGCUAGUGGGGAGAGGAAAGCCUGUGCUGGGGCUCGGGGGCUCAGGGAGAGUGGAUGGCACAGUGUAGUCAUCCCUUCUCCUCACCUCUCCCCACUCCUGGUGCUGAGGCUGCAUCCAAACCCUGGUAGGGAGGGGUGCCACAGCCGCUAAACAUCUGUGCUCUCAUUGUCUGCCCCCCUCAGAGGGAAGUGGUCUUGCCCACUGUCCUUUUGCCUCUGUGCUGAGGUUGGUGCUGUAUUUCCAAGGGAUGGUCCUCUUCACUCCCCUUGCUUUGUAUUUAAGGACUGGGGCAGUAGCAUGGGGGCACUCCCUAGCCCUCCUGACUCCCUCUCCCUGUGGGGGGGGCUCUGGUGUGAUAAACUCUCUUUGUUCUCUUCCUGCUUUUUACAUGGUGGGGGCUCCCUAGAGCAUCUGGGCUGUGGCCUUAGUUGAAGGGGCACCCCUUCCUUUGUGCCAAGAGGAUUCAUCCUGGCCUUGUGAAUGGGAGAGGGGGCAAGGCGGAGUGCACGUAACUCACGUGUAAAGGAACUUGAGUAGGUGAAUAAAAGCUAUCCAUGUUGGCCUGCUGUGUUUAUUGUAGGGACUGUAUUUUAGAACAUGUGCUAUCCAUUUUGUUUGCAUCGUCUGGGUUGGAUUAGACGUGGGAGGAAGUAGAACAAGACACGGAACCAGAAGCGGUACCUCUGCACCAGAAUCCACAUCUCACCUUGGGAAAGACAGAGUUUGGGGGGGGGGGGUUGCCUCAGACCCGGGCUUUCCCAGGCUUCUAAAAUUAUGCAUCUUUUUUCCAUAAAGCAUCAUUCACUUAAUUUCCAAUAAAUGUGUAUUUGUGUUUUAUGCAUGUACUAUUA